Messenger RNA from Ceratitis capitata (Mediterranean fruit fly), 1059 nucleotides. RefSeq lists its product as hypothetical. The record is from RefSeq and is a predicted model, not a curated record. The transcript is spliced from 3 exons. Lineage: Eukaryota; Metazoa; Arthropoda; Insecta; Diptera; Tephritidae. The coding region runs from base 278 to 748 and encodes 156 amino acids.
UCAAAUGAACUGACAAAAGCCAAAGAAAAAAAGUUUACGACAAAAAGCACUCAAUUUUUAAACUUGUCAGAAGCUUUUUCCAAUAAAAGCAGAGAAAAUAAAAAAGCACCAACAAAACGACGAAGCAAAAUAUUCAAUCAAAUCACUCAGCGCUUAAUCAGAAGCAACAAGCAGCAGAAUUAAGAAAAAGUGCAAAUUGAAAAGGUUUUUAGUGAUCUCAUCAACGUCAAAACAAACGCAAUUCCAACCGGCACAAGCAAAGCCAGAUAUAAACAAAAUGUUGCUGACAAAAUCCAUGCGAAUAACGCCAACACUUGUGAGUGCAACAGCAGCUAGAAUCAGUGGGCCAAGUGUGGUGGCAAAUCUGGAGCAAAAUAGAAGUUUGAUGCUCGCCAGUGCAGUAAUUCCCAAUGGAUUCACCGUGAGUGGACGCGUACCGAGCGACUUCAUCAACUUCAAUGCAAUUACGCCCUUCACACUCACCGCUGUGCGUUUUUACGCCAAUGAUACGAAACGCGAACAUCAAUCCAAUAGCCCCACACAAAAUGUGCCCGCGCCCAGUCUGCCGGAUCGCGAACAAAUCGAGAGAUUCCUCUUCCGUGUGCUUGCACUGGUGUGGGAUAUAAGCGUGUGGCUUUAUGUUAAUACUAAACGCGCCAUCGAUACUCAUGUAAUCGCCAAUGAUUCUGUGCAAUUUUAUUGGAAGCGUAUGCAUGAGCGAAUGGCUAAGGCCAAGAAGGAAUGGUAAAUGGGGAGUGAGUGUGAGUGCAGCCAGCCACAUACUACAUACAUAGUUAUGAAUACAAGAAAAUGCAGAAUUUUAUAUGCAGUAAAAUUAGUCUGUUCUCUUCAUUGCAUUUUUUUUAAUUAAUUUAGCUUUUACAUACAUACACGUACAUAUGUAUUUCGUUUCUUUAGUACACUUGUUAACCUAUUUCAUAUUUGAUUUUGCUAUUAAAAUAAAUUUAAAAAAAAUUAAAUACUCAUACAUACAUACCUACGUGUAUAUGGUAUUCUUCCCGCAAAUAAAAUAGUUGAAAUUUUUACUUACGAAUGUAC